Gordionus sp. m RMFG-2023 is the source of this 4313-nucleotide messenger RNA. Its product is annotated as vacuolar protein sorting-associated protein 16 homolog. Gene Ontology annotation, molecular function: actin binding. NCBI's taxonomy places the organism in Eukaryota, Metazoa, Nematomorpha, Gordioida, Chordodea, Parachordodidae. The transcript is spliced from 9 exons. Gene Ontology annotation, biological process: intracellular protein transport; endosomal transport; vacuole fusion, non-autophagic. Bases 121 to 3282 code for a protein of 1053 amino acids. Gene Ontology annotation, cellular component: HOPS complex; endosome; cytoplasm. The record is from RefSeq and is a predicted model, not a curated record.
UGAAAAACUUACUUUUGAAGUAUAUUUGCAUUGUGCAAUUUUGCAUGACAUGUUUAUCAUUUUAAUUGGGCCAAUGGUUGUUACAUCUUUCAAUUAAUUCAGAAAACUGAACAUGGACGGAUGUGUUGGUCUGAUAUGAUGGAUAUAUCAAAUUACAUAAUAGCUGUUGCUCCAUUUGGUGGUCCAAUUGCUGUUAUUCGAAACGAUAAAAAAGUUUUAAAGUUUCAAAUUUCUGGAUUAAAGCCAAAGAUUCAUAUAUUUUCUUCUUUUGGUAAGGAAAUUAGCACUAUAAACUGGAAUAAUGGGCAUUUAAUUCAUUUAGCCUGGUCGACACCUCAUCCUGAAAAUUUAAUAUGUAUUCAAGAUGAUGGAAUCGUGUUAGUUUAUGAUAUUUUUGGAAUUUUCAAAAAAAACUUUUGUUUAUAUGAUAUUCUUAUUAACGACAUAAAAUUAAAGAAGGCAUUGGCUUAUGAAAUUACUGAUUGUCAUAUCAUACAUUAUUCUGCUAAAGAAGUUAUUAAUUUAUAUAAGGAAGAAUAUCAUUAUACACCCGACACAUCUACAUAUAAAUUAUUAUCAGGUUUAGUUUUAUUAAUUAGAAACAAAAAUCAAGUUCAAACGACUAAUAAUUAUCAGAUUUUAUAUCUGCCUAAUAUUCAUGAACCUAACAUUAAAAUCAAGAUAUUUUGUGAUGGGUUAAAUAUAUUUCAAUCAACAAUGAUAAACAAGAACUCAUAUAUUAUUAAUGACUCUCAUUCCCAAUUUUUGGUUUGUGAUUUAGAAAACAAACCUGUUUGGCAUUUUUUCCUAAAUCAAGAUAAAGAACCAUUUAUUUUGAUUUUUAAAGAUAAAGAACCGCAUCUUUCAAUUUAUGAAUCAAAUGGCACUGAGCACAAAUUUUUUAUUACAAAUUCAAAGCCUUUUACAUAUGUCAAAAAAUGCUUGGUUUCUUUUGACUCAUCUAAUAUUCUAUUUUUAAUGGACAAUGAUGUAUUGUGGAUUGGAUCCUUAGAGAAAAGUUUUAACACGAUUAGGAUAAUGAAAUUGAGGGAUAUUGAUUUAAAUAAUGAUAAAUACAUCGAAAAUACAAUAAAUUACUCAAUCGUUUCGGAAGCAGCUCGAAAAAUAUUGAUACCCGAGUUAUGUUGGUGUGGAAAUACAAGCAUCGCCAUUUUACUACCAAAUUCACAACAUUUACAAAUUAUAAGUUGGUUACCAACCAAAAAUCCGAAUUCGAUUGAAUUUCCGCAACAAUCAAUUAACAUAAAUUUGGAAGAAUUAGUUUAUCCAAAUAAUAUCGAGAUAUUUAACAAUGAUAAUGAUGCGAGUCUUUAUAGCGGGAUAAAGUUUUUUUGUGAAAUAGAUGGUUGUCGUGUAUUAACUCGUUAUUCGAAUUAUUUAAUACACCUUGUUCCUAAAAGUUUAGUCGAAAUAUAUAAAAUAGGGAGUGUAUCUCCAGCCGCUUUUUUAUUAGACUCAUCUGAAUCUUUCUAUUCCUCAUCGAAAAAUAGGGAAAUUAAUUUUAAAAUUCGUAGAUCUGAAGAAUAUAUCGGGGCAAUAUUAAAAAAUUCUAACACAAAAGUCAAUGAAAAUCCUUUAUCAAAAGCUAUCAUAACAUGUAUAACAGCAGCAUUAGAAGAAUAUGAUAUUCGCCUACAGAAAAAAAUAUUAAAAGCUGCGUCAUUUGGUCAGAAAUUAUUGCCAUUUAGUUAUAAAUUUCGAAAUAAAAAUUUCUUGUUUUUAUCAAAUUUUGAUCAUAAAAUUGCCAAUUUUUUCUUUCAUUCAUGUAGAUUAAUAAGGGUUUUUAAUUUGAUCAAAAAUCCCAACACUAUUGGAAUUCCAUUAACUUAUUCACAAUUCAAAUAUAUGUGUGAUCCUACAAUAAAUCAAAAUGAAUUAAGCAAUGAUAAUGAAUCGAUUGAAAUGUUUAAAAAUAAAACUAGCUUGGGAGUUGGAAUAAUUUUAGAAAGAAUUAUGGAACGUAAGCAGUUUUCAGUUAGCAUUGAAAUAGCUGAAUUCAUGUCGUCUGAUUAUUUAUUUAAUAAUACGACGAGUUACAUUCUGGGUAAAUGGGCUUGUUAUAAAGCUAAACAGCUUCAAUUGUCAGAUAUUGAUUUGGCCAAGAUCAUUUCAUCGAAAUUAGGACCAACUCCUGGAAUUCCUUAUAGCAAAAUUGCUCAUCAAGCUUUGCAAGCAGGUCGACCUGAAUUAGCACGUCUUUUGUCGGAUUUUGAAAAUAACAUAAACGAUAAAAUUGAGUUACUUUUAGAAAUAGGCGAUUUCGAUAGAGCUUUAAAUCAAAUUUGUUUAUUCAAAAAUGAUGAUACACCAAAUCCACAAAUAUUGAAUUUCAAUAUUAUUGAUCGCGUGUCAGACGCAGAACUUAUUUAUAUAAUAUUUUUAAAAGCCAUCAAAUAUUCUGAUCAUUUUUUAAGUUCCUCUCCAACUGCUUUAAAUAAGCAAAAUUUUCUAAUGGGACUUAUAUUAAAAACUUCAAUACCAAUUAAUAAUAUCUAUGCAAAAUUUUGUAAAGUCGUAUAUUUUAAACCCAAAAUCAAUCAUCAAGUUAAGAUUGGAGUAUUUAGAAUGAAUUUCGAUUUAAAUAUGCCAUUAUUGAAAUUUUUUUCAAAGAAAGAAGACAACAAUAAAAUGGCCUUAAAUUUAUUAUACGAUUCUUUCAAUGAAAUGGACAUGUUACAAAAAAUUACCAAACUUAAGAAAGUGAAAUUAUUAUUUACCAAAGACUUCAAUGAAUUUUAUGCUAAACAAAUUGAUGAUCAAAUUUUACUGUUAACUGAAUUUCCUAAGUUUAAGGAAUUAUUGCCAGCAAAUUAUUGUAAUUUAUCCAUAUAUGAUGUUGAAGAAUAUCUCAUAAUUAAUAAAAAUAAAUUUUCAGAAGAUCUGAGAAGAACUUUUAAGUUAUCGGAAAAAAGAUAUUAUUGGAUGAAAUUAAAUGCAUUGGCUAAAAUAAACGAAUGGAAGGAAAUUGAAAAAUUUGAUAAAGAAAAAAGAUCUCCACUUGGGUAUGAACCUUUUGUAAACAUAUGUUUAAAAUGGCGCAACAAGCACGAAGCAAUUAAAUAUAUAUCAAAGCUUCCUUUAAAAAAAAAGGCAAAAUAUUAUUUAAGGGUGGGAUUAUAUGAAGAAGCUAGUGAUUGCGCCUUUCAGGCAAAAAAUUUUGAGGAUUUAGAUUAUAUAUUAGAUAGAUAUGGUGCAGGAGAAGAUGGAAGAAAAUUAAAAGAAAAAAUUCAAAUUUAUAAAACAAAAUUAUUAAAAAAUUAAUGUUUAUUUUUAUUUAUACACAUAUAAUUAAUAAAUACAAUAAAAGAUAUUGAUAACAAUAUUAUUUACUUGAAUAACAUAUUUAAAAAUAUAUGUAUGUAGUUUCUAUGUUUUAAUGUAAAUAAUCAAGUUUUCUUACAUCUAUGAUAGAUAUAAAAAUAUUAUAUUGAUAAUACUACUUUUACCAUAAAUGGUGGAAUUUGAUCUAAUGAAUCAUUAUGAUGAGACAUAUCAGUGUUCAUAACAAAAGAUGUUAAAUUGUUUAGGUUGUUAUUGCUAAAUUACAUAUUAAUUAUUCAUAUAUAUAAUAUGUUGAAUUCCAUAUCAAAUCAACGAAAAUUCUACCCAACUUCACUUCGAUUUUUAUUAAAAAUUUAUAUGAUGGUAUAAUAUAUAUAUAAAGUAUAAAAUUUUAAUUUCAUUAAACUUUCUGAAGAUAUGGACAUCUUUAAAAGGCAAAAAUUCCAAAUUUUAAAUAGCUCAAAAAAUUAAUUAAUUAAAGCCAUGAUAGUCCUUUAUAGCGUUGUGCAGAUUUGAUGAAAAACAUUUCCACAAUAUAAUAUUACGUGAAAAUUAAUAUAGUGAAUAUCAGCUUAUUACCAAAUGGGGUUACAUACAAAAAUUAACGAAUAAACCAUCCAUCUAAUUGUUCUCCGCAAAACGAUGUUAUUCAAUAUUUUCUACUUUAUCUUCACCAAUAAAUAAUAUUUUUCUAUUUUGAGAAAAGUGAAGAUUGGAGCUGCCUAUUUCCGUUUUAGCCAAAAAAUAUUGUGUUCUGCUACAAACACUCCCAAUGAGUGUUUUAUGUGCUGGAACAACCUUAAACUCAAGAAGAUCUUCCUGUGAAAAUCGAAGUUAAAGAUCCUAAGUAUAAUAUAGAUUUAUAAAAAAAUUUGAAAGAAAUGCAACCAAUUAUGGUUUUUGGUAUAUUCACUAUAUUAAUUUUCAUGUCAUUUUAAAGGGCUAUUAUCAAGCUAUAUAAUAAAAUUUAAAUUUUGACUUGAGCUAAAUUAUUUUUUGAGAUAUUUAAA